AUUUCGUCACUAAAGGACUCGGCCGAGAACCAAUAUGGCGGACUAUGUUUGUCUCACAGUUUACUGCUCAAUGUUCCGACCAUGGAACAAAGAUAAUUUCGCAUCAUAGGAGACCUUUUACACCCUGUAACUCUAACUAAAUGCUUCAUGGACACGUCGGGAUCGUGAGAUACGCGUUAUUCUCAUACAAUGUCGAUUAAUGCCGAGGGUUUGUGACGCAGAAAGAUCGAAUUUAUGCAUGAGUGAAGGUGACGACAAAACGCCGGAUAACGUAGACGUCACCACGAAGAAAGAAAUGCUAGCCUAACGAAUUACAAAUGGCAAAUUUUCUAGCAAGGAGAGGAGUUGUUUUAUCGGUUGCUCAACAGCAUGCUAGGGUAUGUAGAUCGCGAGCUUGGCAUUUUACAGAGAAUGGAUUUUCCACAAAAAGGGAUACCACACUAAUUGCGGAAAGCAAACCGAUUAAUUCUUUUUUGAAUCGAAGAAUAAAAACAAACUCCUGUUGUAGAACAUUUAGGACAAGUCCAGCUUCUAUGAGAGAAGAACCAUGGAUGAUUUCAGAUGGGGAAGUAAAUGCUAUGAUCAGUAGAUUAGAAAAGAGUGGCAAAAUUGAUACUGGGAUUAUAGAUAGAUACGAGACAAAUCAGUUAGCUUCUAAUCAGCCAAUGGAAGAUCGAAAAUUUGUGGUGCGACUUCUACAUCAAGAUGGUGGGUACCUUUUUGGAGUGAUGGACGGACAUGGCGGUAAUGCCUGUGCGCAUAAUGUGUGCAAGAGGUUACCUGAUUACAUCGCGUUGUCGCUCCUCCAUCGUCAUGUUCUUCUGGCACAUCCUGACUUGAUGCCCAAACUCACAGACUACCUGACAAUAACCAAAAACGAAGACCAUUGUUAUAAUUACGCUAACGAUCCAGCAUGUCGGAACAGUCUUAAUAAGUACUUUUACGAGCUGCAAGAUAUGGUUGAAGCUCAUGUAGAAAUGCACGGUAAAAAAGUGGCAAUGCUCUCCUUGUCACAAGGCAGAGACUCAGAAAACAUGUACUCUGCACUUCAUGAAGAGGUUGUUUCAAAUACAGUUAGAAGUAUUCGCGAAGCUUACAUCCGUUUAGAUCAAGACAUUAGAAAUGAGGCAGUGAAAGAGAGUAAGUCAAAGCUCCCUGAAGGUUCAAGUUGCCAUGCCUUUGAUGCUGCUAAUGCUGGGGCCUGUGCUCUUGUAGCGUAUAUCCAAGGGACUGAGUUAUUCCUGGCCAAUGCUGGUGAUUGCCGUGCCGUGCUGGGUGUCCAGGGUGAGGACGGGUGUUGGUCUGCGAUGCAACUCUCUUCUGAUCACACUGCAGGUAAUCCAGAGGAGGUGCAACGAAUACUGAACCAGCAUCCCCCUGAAGAGAGCACCACAGUUAUCAGAUUUGAGCGGCUGCUUGGGCGCUUAGCCCCUCUGCGGGCAUUUGGAGAUGCUCGUUUCAAAUGGGACAAGAAAACACAGAACAAAGUUUACAGUAAGAGCUCAUUAAACCCCAUGUCAGAAGUAGAACACUUCUACACACCCCCAUAUUUAACGGCAGAGCCUGAGGUUAUGUCCUACCAGCUCCAACGCACAGACAAGUUCCUGGUCCUUGCGACAGAUGGACUCUGGGACAUGCUAAGUAAUGAGGAAGUCGUCCACUAUGUUCAAGAACAUGUUUGCAAAAAAGUGGAGGACACUUCAAAGGGGGUACUACCACAGGAUAUCACUUUCAAUGAGCAAGAGUUGCCAUGCGAUUUGAACAAUGCUGCAUCUUGUUUGGUGCGGGAGGCACUUGGCGGGGAUGACCAUGUUGCCGUAAGCACUACACUUAGUAUACCCUAUCCAGAUGUGCGCAUGUAUCGUGAUGACAUCUCUGUGAUUGUGGUCUUCUUCAACUGGGAACGGAUGGAGAGUGUGGAUGUGGAUUGAGAGUGUGGAAAUUUACAUAUGCCAAUUUGCAGGCCACAAAGAAAGAUAAUGUUCAAACUGGCAUACUUUGCAUACAAGCUACAUACUUUAAUUUUAUUGCAAUUCUCCUUAUAAAAGUAAAACGUGAUCAACUGGGAAGUUGAUUGAAUAAAAUAUUUUCCCUUGACAUGCUGCAUUCUAACUUGCUGUUUAAUGUGCAGGAUAAUGACUUGGCAUCUUAAAUACAGUGCCUUGGUGACUCUACUCUAUUUAACCUGACAUAAUUGUUAUUCCCUAAUUUUUCAUAUACCUCUGUUAAGCAACCAACCUCCAUUAAGCAGGCAACUGUCUCUGAUCCAAGGGUGGCGGCUUAAUAAAAGUACCACUGUAUUGAAUGUUGCGUACAAUAUAGAGACAUGUACUUGUAUGUAAUCAUACAGUAUUUCUAAUUUCAAAAUUGUUACUUUUCACAAAUCAUCUCUUUUUUUAUUAUUGUUUUCUUUCUUGUAAACAAAGCGUGGUAAUUGUGUGUUAAGCUCUUUUCGUGCCUUUUCUGCGGAAGAGGGAGAGCUGUACUUGGGGUGGGGUGGGGUGGAGAUAUAUGAAUAAUCUCUGGUGUUUGUACUUUGCACUCUAUACUUAUAGAAAGAGGGAAAGCAAAGAAAUGUCAUUUGAGGAUGCCAAAGAGCUUUUACGGAAAUUAUUAGAUUAUCUAUAGUAUUCGUAUGAAUUUGUUGUUUAUCUUUGUAUACUGUAGUUACAAUAAAAAAUAUCAAAAUUGUAUUUAAUGCUUUGUCUUUUUGGGUAGGUGAUUUUUGUACUCAAUUAAAGUCUUAUCUGAUGCAGUG
Molecule: messenger RNA, 2758 nt
Organism: Nematostella vectensis (starlet sea anemone)
Lineage: Eukaryota; Metazoa; Cnidaria; Anthozoa; Actiniaria; Edwardsiidae
Product: pyruvate dehydrogenase [acetyl-transferring]-phosphatase 2, mitochondrial
Exons: 2
Coding region: 318-1931 (537 amino acids)
Biological process (GO): protein dephosphorylation
Molecular function (GO): protein serine/threonine phosphatase activity
Source: RefSeq, a predicted model, not a curated record